CUCCCCCCAACGUGUCCAUGUGGUCGUCUAGCUUCCUCAUCAGUACUAUCUUCUUAUUAGCUUCAAUUCUUUUAUUAAUCUUAAUUGCAUUACAUUAACUUACUCUGUUUCUCCUUUUCCCAGACCUCAUCUCUCCCCCUUGUUAUUUAUUAUCUCAAUCAUCUCUAACUCUCACAAAGUCCACCACUCUCUACCUCCAACUCUCUCUUUUCUUAAACUUACAGACAAGAAUCAAUCAGUCACACGUCUAUGCCACGAUUUGCUCUCAGAUUCUGAACUUGACUUCCACCAACGUUUAUAAGCAGAGAUCAAUCUCACUUACUAGAAUCUAUCAAAUCUUCUUCAUCACAAGAGAAGAUAUGGUUUCGGAGACGGUUUCAAAGACGGAAUCACCACCGUUGAUUGGACCUCGUAUAUCCUUCUCAGCUGAUUUAUCCGACGAUGGUGAUUUCAUCUGCAUCAGCCCCGUAAUGUGUAAGGAGUUAGAGAAAGAUGUCGUCCUCAAAGGGUCAGUGAAAGUCUCCGACUUUGAGUUCUUGUCUGAAAAUGUGAGUCCACAGAAGAUGCUUACCGCCGACGAGCUCUUCUCUGAAGGCAAGCUGCUUCCCUAUUGGCAAGUAAAGCACUCGGAGAAGCUUAAAAACAUUACCCUGAAGACGAACGAAGAAGAAGAAGAGAACCGUAAAGCAGAAGUGAUGAAGAAAGAUCAGGAGAUUACUAGUAAUAACAGAGUGAGUUGGUUUAUUGACGAAGAUCCAUCUCCUCGUCCUCCCAAGUGCACGGUUCUUUGGAAAGAGCUUUUGAGAUUGAAGAAACAGAGGAAUCCGUCUUCGUCUUCGGUUACGGUGAGGACGGUGUCGUCUUUGUCUCCGUCAUCGUCAACCUCAUCAUCAAGCUCGCUUGAGGAUGCCGCGAAGAGAGAGGAGAGAGAGAAAGAGCGGAAGAGAGGUAAGAAAGGAUUGGAAAGAACGAGAUCGGCGAGUAUGAGGAUAAGGCCGAUGAUUCAUGUUCCUAUUUGCACUCCUUCUAAGUCAUCUCUUCCACUACCUCCUCUGUUCCCACUUGCGCUUAAGAAAAACAGAGUAGAGAGACGAGCUUAAGAAAAUGUCGAAUCUGUCUUACGAUUGAUACUUUUAUUGGUUGAUUUGUUCGGAUGCUUGAGUGUUUUCUCAUUUGGCCUGUAACUCUAAUGCAUGUGAUUAAGCAAUGUUUUCAGAAGUGUUUUGUGUUC
Messenger RNA from Capsella rubella, 1231 nucleotides. RefSeq lists its product as uncharacterized. Bases 360 to 1100 code for a protein of 246 amino acids. NCBI's taxonomy places the organism in Eukaryota, Viridiplantae, Streptophyta, Magnoliopsida, Brassicales, Brassicaceae. The transcript has a single exon. The record is from RefSeq and is a predicted model, not a curated record.